Messenger RNA from Carassius auratus (goldfish), 3829 nucleotides. RefSeq names its product patched domain-containing protein 3-like. Gene Ontology annotation, cellular component: membrane. Bases 277 to 3132 code for a protein of 951 amino acids. The transcript has 4 exons. The record is from RefSeq and is a predicted model, not a curated record. NCBI's taxonomy places the organism in Eukaryota, Metazoa, Chordata, Actinopteri, Cypriniformes, Cyprinidae.
GGUUAUUUUGUCAGUCUAAAUAUCAUUUGCUGUUUGUGCCCCUGAGUGGUCGCCCUUGGCUUGAUCCCUGUAGAUUUUCACGCAAAAAUGCGUCAGGAUAUUCACAUACCACGCAUGCAUUAUGAAGUUCUUUCUAAAUCAACUUUUAUCUAAUUGUUAUAGCUAAUUUAAACUUUAAGUGCUUCAGACACAAUCAGAGAAAGUUAGGUUUACGUUAGUCUCAUUUAUUUAGCACAGCCUUUGCCCCCACUAAACUUUUCUUUUAAUCUUUCCAAAAUGCCGCUGAACAUGGCUGGAUGCACCACAGACUGCGUGGAGAAGCCGAUCUCCAUCUGCUUCCAGAAGUUCGGUCACUUUGUGGGAACUCACCCGUGGUGGUUCUUCAUCUCUCCUCUGCUCAUCUCUGCGGUGUUGGGGAGCGGGUUUUAUUUCUUAGAAGAUCGCGAGGCCAAUGACAUUGAGGAUCAGUUCACACCUGUGAACGGUCCUGCCAAACUGGAGAGGCAGUUCGUGCAGCAGAACUUUCCACAGAACGACUCGGUGUUCUCCAACCAGAGACUCUACACGGAUGGAGUUUACGCGUCCUUCAUAGCGGUAUCGAGAUCCUCCAACAUCCUCACAGACGCUGCCUUUCAGGAGAUAGUAACCUUACACAGGAAGGUCAAGGGGCUGAAUGUGUCCAUGGGUCACGACGUGCUCACUUUUGAGGGACUUUGCGCAAGACGAUACAAGAAAUGCAUACCCAAUAAGAUUUUGGACAUUUACAAAUAUUAUGGUAAUAAUUUAGAAACGACCGAGCUCACCUUUCCCUUCUUUCGUUUUGGAUUCUCGUACAUCUUCCUGGGCUAUUCGGUUGGUGGAGUGAAUAUAAACUCUUCUGUUAUUAAAAGUGCAAAAGCAGUGCGCCUGUUUUAUUUCCUAAAGGAGGAUAAUCGCUCCAGAACAGAUUUAUGGCUGAAUGAAUUCCUGAAGGUUUUUCCCUCUAAUUUAUCACUAAACCUCAUUAAGGUCACCUAUUCCACAUCUUUGUCAAGGCAGGUGGAAUUUGAGGCAAACACAAAGGAUGUGAUUCCUCUCUUCUCCAUCACAUAUGUCAUUGCCAUCGGCUUCUCCAUUCUCUCUUGUUUGAGGUUUGAUUGUGUCAGAAACAAAGCAUGGGUUGCUACAUUUGGGGUGUUCUCUGCUGGACUCGCUGUACUGUCCUCUUUUGGGAUGAUGUUACACAUUGGUGUCCCAUUUGUCAUGACAGUUGCUAACUCUCCAUUCCUGAUAUUAGGGAUCGGAGUGGACGACAUGUUCAUUCUCAUUUCCUGUUGGCAGCAGACCAGUGUUCACGAUCGAGUGGAAACUCGCCUGUCUAAUACAUACAAAGAGGCGGCCAUUUCAAUCACCAUCACCACGCUCACAGACGUGUUCGCUUUCUACAUCGGCCUCAUGACGCCCUUCCGCUCAGUCCGCUCUUUCUGCUUGUACACCAGCACCUCCAUCCUUUUCUGCUACAUCUACAGCAUCACAUUUUUCGGAGCGUUCCUCGUUCUUAACGGACGGCGAGAAAACAGUAACAAGCACUGGUUGACAUGCAAGGAAGUACCAGAGGAGUGUCCAGUGAGUCAGUCCAAACUGUAUGAAUUAUGUUGCGUUGGAGGCGCUUACGAUCCCCAUACUGGCAGAGAGGAGGUACAACCGAUGAAUCGCUUCUUUAAAAAAUACUACGGCCCGUUUCUGAUGAAAUCGUGGACGAAGGUCUUUGUGAUUGUGUUGUAUUGCAUCUAUUUGAUUAUCAGCAUUUAUGGCUGCUUUCAAAUUCAAGAAGGAAUUGAUCUCCGUAAUUUAGCAGCUGAUGAUUCUUACGUGGUGAAAUACUAUGACAACGAGAAGGAGUAUUUCUCAGAAUAUGGUCCAAACAUCAUGGUUGUCAUCCGACGGGAAUUUCCGUACUGGGAUGCAAAGUACAUGUCAGAUCUCGAAACUUGCAUUGAAGAUUUCAAAAACUUAUCUUUCAUCGAAAAGGAUAUAUUCACCUCCUGGAUCAAAUCCUACAAGUACUAUGGCUAUCACACCAAACUCAAUCUGAGCACUGAAGACUUCUUCAAAGAUAACUUGGAAACCUUUCUGCGAUUGUAUUCUGAUUUUAAACAGGAUGUCAAUUUCACCAACAACUCCAUCUACGCAUCUCGCUUCUUCAUACAGACGGUAAAUAUCUCUACUGCACUGGAUGAGAUGAAUAUGUUGAAUAACUUAAGAGAGACAGCUCAAAAGUGCCCUGUUCCUUUACUAGUGUACCACCCCGCCUUCAUCUACCAUGACCAGUAUGCGGUGAUAGUCAGCAACACCAUCCAGAACAUUGGGGUCACAACGGCUGUAAUGUUGCUUAUAUCCCUUCUCCUCAUCCCAAACCCUCUGUGUUCCCUUUGGGUCACGUUUUCCAUUGCAUCUGUCAUUGUUGGGGUCACUGGGUUUAUGGCACUGUGGGAUGUUAAUUUAGACACCAUCUCCAUGAUCAUUCUUGUCGUCUGCAUUGGUUUUUCUGUAGACUUCUCUGCUCAUAUAUCUUACGCCUUUGUCUCUAAUAAGAAACCCAGUGCAAAUGAAAAGGCCGUGGAAGCCUUGUUUAGUUUAGGAUACCCUAUUUUGCAGGGGGCUGUGUCUACUAUUCUUGGGGUGGUGGUGUUGUCAGCUUCUAAGAACUAUAUCUUUAGAACUUUCUUUAAAAUUAUGUUCUUGGUGAUCUUCUUUGGUCUCUUUCAUGGCUUAACUUUUAUCCCAGUUUUUCUGACCUUCUUUGACAUGUGCAGUGGCACACCAGCUAAGAACAAGUCAGGCCCAGAACAGCAGGACGUGAAGAACAGCUACACCAACAACAUUCAAUCAAAGGAUGGUGAGCUGAAAGAGCGGGAAAUUUAUGACAAUCACAUUUUUCAACCAGACAACCACCGCACAUGUCAGUCUCAGCCCUGCUCUGCUAUUUGGAUGAUAACCGGCAAUAACCAUCAUGUUCAAGAUAACCAUAUGUGUAUGGCAAGCACUAUCCCAAUGUUCAAGGUUGACAGUCACACUUAUGAGGUUCACAUGUAUACACCAUCUGAUGACGGCAUGUUAAGAGUCACAUGUCCAUCAAAAAUUGUGUUUUAAGAAAUAGCAACCACGUUUAUGAUUCAAAUGUGCCCACUCCUAACUGAACUGAUUUGUAAAUUUUGUAAAAUCCUUUUACUUCUAUUUCUUCCUAGUAUAUUCUGUUUGUAUGUGUAACAUAUUUUAUAUGUUACAAAGAAAAUUACAGAUGCAAAUCUAAAUUGACAGGAAUGCAACAUGACACUUGAUACAUCUGGGCCAAUUAUUUUUAUCGAACUUUUUAUGGGUUUCAGGAUGUAGCCGCCCAGUUAGCUCAGGUACUGUUAAGAGAUAAAACUUUUAAGAAUGCAUUAGUAAAUGUUGAAAUAAAAAUUAAUUUAUUCAUUGCUUUAGUAGUAUUGUGUAUUGAAUCCUUUUGCUGUAUUAUCUGUUGGCAAUUUGAUAUGCAGUUUUCAUAUGCUACAAUUUGCCCACCCAGUUUUAUGUAGGCCCAUCCACUUAAAAAUGUAGUUAUAAAUAUAAAGUACAAAUACUGUGUUGCUUUCUUAGAUUUUGUGAAAUAACAAACUAAUUGAAUGUACAUAUGUAACCAUACUUUUCUCUGUAUUUAUUAGAGGUUUGCAAUGUUUUCUUAUAGACUGAUGAUUGUGUAAAAGCCUAUUAAAGACAUAUACAAAUUGAUAUAAACUGCUAUAAAAUUAUUCUUGCCUUUUAUUUUUUCACUGUUUAAAAACACAAAAACACAUUCCCUUUGCUA